UGGCGGUUGGCGCAUGCGCACUACGCGGAGGCGGCCCAGGCCAUGGCGGCCGUUUAAAGGUAACCGAUUUGAGCCCAACCGGAGCGGCGGUUUUUUUCCCCUUUUUUUCAAAUUGUAUUUAUUACCAUCGUUUUUAUUAUUUUGUUUGUAGAGCACCGCCCCACUCCUUUUUCCCCCCCGGGUUCUCUUCCCGCGCUCUGCUGCUUUUUUUUAGGCCGCGGUUGAGCCUCGAAAGGACGACCGAGGCGGAGGGGCCAGAGGAGGAGGAGGAAGCGGGGGAAACAACUCCUUGAAUUCCCGCGCCCCGUCUUCAUUUUUCCUCCCUUCCACCCAGGAAAAAGACAACUUGGCGGGCCAGGAACCAUUGCGAAAGGGGAUUAUUUCUCUCUCUCUCUCUCUCUCCUCAACCCCCCUUUUUUAUUUAGCAUUGAGGGAAGUUCAAUUUUUGGCAGGUCAAAGGUCACCUGCAAUCUGCAACCCCCCCCCCAAUUAGUAUUUUAUUCCAUGGGGACGACGCUGUUGUUAAUAAGGAGCCAUUCUUUCUAGCCCUGUUUAAAAAGGGCGCAGCUGAAUGGCUUCUCCUCUCAUCCCCAAAAAGCUCCUGAGGAGAAGAGCCUCAUAAAGGAGGCAGAAAGGCCCAUUGCCAGUGUAUUUUUUGAGCCCUGGAGUACCCCUCCUCAUAAUAGUGACAUGAGGGACUACUACUAGUAGUAGUUGAGAGGAACUCAGUAACUCAAAGAGUUACUCUCCAUUCUUAUUUGGCCCUCGACAAAAAACACACAACCCCCCCCCCCCCCAAUUCUCCCUCCUUUUAUUUUUAAUGGGAGGUUUGAGACUCUCCCAAUAACUAAUUGGUUUUUUGGAGGGGUCUCCUCCCCAAAUGUUGCCACUGAGACCCAUAGUGUCCCUUAAAAAGGGGCCUGAAGCGCUUUGUGUCCCCAUAUCUUAUCCCCCCCCCCAGAGGAGAAACUGAGGAAAGUGGGGACCAAGAGUACCCCUGUUCCUUAGAAAUGGACCCAAGGUUGACUCUUGUUGUUGGCACCUAAGUGCCUUUCCUUGUGAGGGGCUGGUUUUUUGGGGCAGCAUUAGCAGUGAGCAAAGAGCCAGGAACUUAAAUAACCCAAGCCCCCCCCUUUUUGGGUUAAGUAGCCACCCACUCCUUGGAGGAGCAGAGGGGCUCCCCAUUUUCCUCUUCGUGUGGGUUUGGGGUUAGUUAGUAACCCAAUCCCUAUGGUGUCUUUGUGUUAGUAAGGCCAGCUAGUAAUCCUAGGGAAGAGUAAGGGGCUCCCCAUUUUCCUCUCCCCACAGUGUGCCUGUUUGGGGUUAGUUACUACCCCACUUCGUUGUGCUAAGUAGCCACUCGUUUCUUAGGGGAGUAGAGGGGCUCCCCCUUUUCCUCUCCCUACAGUGUGUUUGGGAGUAGGUAGUAACCCAAUUCCUGUAGAAUCUCUGUUAGUAAGGCUAGCUAGUAAUCCUAGGCAGAGUAGAGGAGCUGCCCCGUUUCCUUUCCCUAUAGCGUCCGUGUUUGAGGGGGUAAGCCCCCCGUUCCCUCCCCUUGGCUGCAGUUUCGGGGCGAGCGAUGGGCCCGGAGGGGGGCAGAGGGAGGGCGCCCGGUCCGUAGGGAAAAAGAGGGGGCCUCGGGGAGAGAGAGAGAGAGAGAGAGGCGGCGAGGGAGAAAGCCAAGGGGGGCGAUGGGUCUUGGGGGGGCGGGAGGCGAGGACGACGGCGGCGGCGCCCCCCGAGGGCUCCCAGUGGGGGGUUCGGACCGGAGGGGAGAAGGAGGCGGCGGAGGAGCCGGCGGCGGCGGAGGAGGAGGCACCGCCAACACCGGAGGAGAGGGAUCCGGAGCCUGAAGGGGGCUCCUCCACGGCCAUGAGAUCCACCGUCUACAAAGCAACCGCGGCCGCCCCAACCACGACGACGACGACGACGACUGGGCCGGGCUUGCUGGAGCCUGGCCCGGAGGAAGAGGAGGAGCCGCCGCCGACACCGCCGCCUCCGCCUCCCCCGCAGAGCCAGACCCCAGUGGCGGCUGCGGUUGCUGCUGCAGCGGAGGAAGGGAAGGAGGAAAGCGGCGGCGGCGGCGGCUGCUGCUGGGGCGGCCCAGUCCCUCGUCCGUCGGUGGUGGGCGAUGCCGCCGGGAGCCCCCGCCCCUCCAAGUUCCAGGCGGUGCUGCUGCUGCCUGGACAAACCGCGGCGGCGGCUGCCUCCGUUGCAGCAGCCGCCGCCGCCGCCGCCGCUAAGGACGGCAAGCACGGCGGCAUUGGUGCUACUCCCGGAGGAGCCCCGGCCUCUCUGUCCCCUUCUUCUCCUCCUCCUCCGACGUCGGCUUCCGCCACGGCUGAGCCCGGACAGCCUCCACCCCCAGCGGCGGCGGCAGCGGAGGAGGAGGGAACUCCUCCGGUUUCAUUGGAGCCCAGUUGCAAGUGGAAAAGCGGCGGCGGGAGCAGCACCACCAGCAGCACCACUAGCAGCAGCAGCAGCUCCGGCAGCGGCCUUCGGAAGAGCCCCAUGGGGGCCGGCGGGGGCGCCUCCAGCCAGGCGGCCUGCCUCAAGCAGAUCCUGCUGCUCCAGCUGGACCUCAUCGAGCAGCAGCAGCAGCAGCUGCAGGCCAAGGAGAAGGAGAUCGAGGAGCUCAAGGCCGAGAGGGACACACUCCUUGCUCGAAUUGAGCGUAUGGAAAGGAGGAUGCAGCUGGUGAAGAAGGACAAUGAGCGCGAGAAACACAAGAUAUUUCCAGAAUAUGAAACAGAGGAGAAGGUUGAAUCUGAAGUUCCAGAGAAGUUGCCUAUAGAAUGUCCACCACCAGAGCUCUUGGAGACAUCCCAACCGUUGCCUUUGAAACACUUCCCAUAUGGAAGGAAUGGAAAGGGCCACAAAAGGAAGUCUCCAUUUGGAAGUGCUGAGAGGAAAACUCCAAUGAAGAAGCUGGUGUCUGAAUUCUCAAAAGUCAAGUGUAAAACUCCAAAGGCUUCUGCACUGAAAGAAGAACCCAGCAGUUCUUUGACUGAAUCAAUUAGCAGACGUGAACUGAGAAGUCAGGAGACUCCUGAAAAAACCCGAUCACUGGGAGACACUCCUCUGAAAUCCUCAGCAUCUUUGAAAGGACAUGGGUGCCAUUCAAAGGAAAAGGACUCCUGCAGUGAAAUAGAAGACUUACCAUACCUUUCCACCACUGAAAUGUACUUGUGCCGGUGGCACCAGCUGCCUCCUUCACCGUUGCGAGAAACUUCUCCCAAGAAGGAGGAGAUUGUAGCAAUUCCAUCAUGGAGGGACCACACAAUAGAGCCUCUGAGAGACCUGCAUUCUUCAGAGAUUGUGGAGAACCUAGAUGACAGUGUCUUCUCCAAACGGCAUGCAAAGUUGGAACUGGAUGAGAAGAGAAGGAAAAGGUGGGAUAUUCAGCGGAUUCGGGAACAAAGAAUUUUGCAGCGACUGCAGCUCAGAAUGUAUAAAAAGAAAGGAAUUCAAGAAUCUGAGCCUGAAGUUACCUCAUUUUUCCCAGAGUCAGAUGACGUUGAAAGCUUGAUGAUCACCCCUUACUUGCCUGUUGUAGCAUUUGGCCGACCAUUACCAAAAUUAACCCCACAGAACUUUGAACUGCCAUGGUUGGAUGAACGAAGCCGUUGCCGGUUGGAGACACAGAAGAAACAGACACCUCACCGGACAUGCAGGAAAUAGGUGUGUCCAACUAGGAGAAACCUCUGCCUUGAUAGACUUAGCCUGUGCUGUUUGCAACAAGUGGCAGAGAACUGUAUAUGUCCUUUCAUGUCAAUCUCCCCUCUUGAUGUACAUUCUUGUUCACUAUAAAUAUUUUUUUAUGCUUUCAUAUGGUUUCCUUCUCCGAGACCUCAAAACUCUUCAUCUGUUGUCCAUUAUUUUCUUUUACUUGGGAGAAACUACUGGGUUUAUUUUUUCAGGGUUUUUUUUUUGGUUGAGACAAUGUUGCCAGGUUGCAGUUGGCAACUUCAGUUGAACUGUAUUGAAGAGUUGCAGCAAGCAGUCUGGAAACUAUGAAAGAUGGACAAGCAUGAAAAUAUAACAGUACUGUUCUCAUUUGUAAGGUAUCACAAACAUGAAGGCUGCCUCUGUUUUCAUAAAACUCAUAUGGUUCUUCAAAAUAUCUCAUCUGCUCCUUAAGGGCAUUGAAAACGAGGCACGGGUGGUAUUACCCAUCAAAGCACAUUGGGCAAAGAGACAUUUCCAUUUGGCCUGCUGCUUGCAACUGCUGUUCUAAAAAGCAUCCAAAUAUUGAUCCACGCAUUUCCUCUUGCCUCAUUUGAUCCUUUGCAUACUGCUGUGAUGAUGUGGCUUUUAAUUUUAUUUCUGGUUUUAUUGAACCCCAUUUAUGCCUCCUUCAAUUUCAAGGACAGCGGGUGAUUAAGUCUUGACUUUGUAACAUUAAUAGUGAAGGGCUGCAUGUCUGACAACUGUGCCACACUGUUAAUUUUGUCAGAACACUUGGCAUAAGCCUGGAUUAACAAUGUAGUGUCAGCCUGUCUCCAGAUUUUUCCUGGUUUGCUUUACUGAAACAUGCUUUGCGUCUCAGUUUUCCUCUGUCAGAAUACAGUGGGGUCUAAAUGGUUGGAUUUUUUAAUGACACAAAAAGUUGCACAAUUGUGGCUCCUUAAUGGAAAUGCUAAGCAUCAGCACUACCAGAUUUACUGGCGUUUGAGGUCAGGUCAUCUUAGGUAGAAACUGACUCUUGGCAUUACCAAUAGACAAAUGGACUUAAAAACUGGACUUCCCUGCUACAGCAAAAGGCAGCCACAGCCUCUUGCCUGAAGGCACUUAGUAACUGCUAUUUGCUUCCUUUCCCAGCCUAGCCAAAGUAAUUUGUUUCUAGGGGAAAAGGAGAGCAACGAGAGAGGUGAAAGGUGAAAAUAUUAUAUCCUUCCAACCAGAGACUGAUUCAUCUUCCCAAGUCUCCUUGAGAAGGAGUCGCUCCCUGUGUGAGGUCCGUUGCAGCAGUAUUUAUAUAUGCCUUUUAGAAAGGUUCAAGUCUUGCAAGAGGUGAAAUUGUCUCUACACAGUCAGCAAUUCCUAUAGGUGGGAACCAACUUUCUGUUCUCUCCCUUUUUUCUUCAGAUUACGUUAAACAAUAACAGCUGAAGCGGUCUGUCUUUCUGAAACUUAGCUGACACCUUCUAAAGUAGAUCCCAGAUCUGAAACCUUUACAAUAACUGGUGAUUAAAAAAACCACCUCUCCUGAGGACAGGGAAUUCCCGAGAAGAGGGUAUAUGUUUAUCUGCCUGCUUUAUACAAUAGCAGGAGGCUGACAUUGUCUGUGUACACACAUGUGUACAUUUAGGAAUAGUGAAGACAUUGUCUGUGUACACACAUGUAUACUUUUAGGAACAGUGAAGCUAAAAUCUUCUUGCAGUGCAUGAUGCUGCUACAUAAACAGAAUGUUUCUGGUGCACUUUUUGAAGAUCCAAUGCAGAGUGAUAUGCAUUCUCUUUAAAUGCCAAGAGCAUCAUGUAGGGAGGAUGUUCAUGCACCAAAUUGGUUCUUUCUCACCUUCCCAACCUCCAAAUACCUCCAGUAGCUACAGUUCUACUUCUGGGUUUUGUUUCCUGAAAAGUUAUAUAAAGAGAUUACACUUUCAAUGUUCACGUAGUUAAAAGUCACGAAUUCGACAAAAAUGUUAAAAUGAGAAAACAGAUCCUCUCUUUUGCCAAGUAGCCUGUGUAUUUGAGAUAGUGCACAAUGCUUGCCUAGCUUUACUUUAACUAAGGCUGUGUUUGGAUCUUUUGCUUUUUAGCAUGCCAGCAUGCAUCCUUAAGUGUUUUUUUAAAAUUAUCUUUGCCCUCUUGUUAAAAGCCUGGACAUAUAAAACAAGCAAGCCUUGAGUACAGGCUUAUUGGGAAUGGGAUUGUUGAUUUCAGAGCUUUAUCCUGCUAGCACUUGAGCCUACUUCUAACUCCAAAGUGAGCGCAAAGAGUUUGCAAGAUAUGUUCUUGAGUCUUAAGUGGAAGAGGGAGAGGAGAAUGUUUUUGCUUGGCCCCAAACAUAGCUUUUAUCAGAGAUGCCACAUCCGUUUUCCUAAAAUGCAGUAGCAAAAUCUCUCCAUCCCUACCCCUGCUCACCCCCUAUCAAGACAAUGCUGACUUAAAAGAAUGCUAUUUAAUACUAACACGUGCAAGAAGAGGAUGGGUAGGUGUCUGGAAAUAGGUAGGGGUUAUACAAAGAUUUUGCAGUGGAUGUUAACAAGGAGCGAGAUGGAAGGAAUAGUCUUUCUCCCCAAAGGGAUACAGCACUGUGAAAUUUGUAUUAACAAAAAAGCCCUUGCAAAUCAGAUCUGAUCUUUGGUUUAAAAGAAAACAUUACUUUCUUUAACCAAGUUAACAGUAGUUCUAAAAAAUGUAAUUCUGUCCCAUGCUUUGUUUUUCUGCCCUUUGACAUGUGGUUGUCUGCAAAUGCAUCCUUUUUUAUACCAUUUUAAAUAUGUAAAAUCAGUUGUCUUGUAAAUAUCUUAUAAAGGAAAAAGAAGUUUGUAAAUACCAAAUUUGUGGCUGUUAAUGUUUUGUUUUUUUUAAAAAAAAUUGCUUUGGUUCAUUUAGGUUUAACAGUGUUAACAGGGAGUAUUAAAAGAGAAGUUUCUGCUUGUAUGUUUAAACAAAAUUGAAACAAAUCAUUUUUUUUUUUACAAUAAAACAAAAAGACUAUUAA
Molecule: messenger RNA, 6672 nt
Organism: Sceloporus undulatus (fence lizard)
Lineage: Eukaryota; Metazoa; Chordata; Lepidosauria; Squamata; Phrynosomatidae
Gene: MSL1
Product: MSL complex subunit 1
Exons: 8
Coding region: 1873-3681 (602 amino acids)
Cellular component (GO): MSL complex
Source: RefSeq, a predicted model, not a curated record